Messenger RNA from Pseudozyma hubeiensis SY62, 894 nucleotides. RefSeq lists its product as hypothetical. Bases 1 to 894 code for a protein of 297 amino acids. The record is from RefSeq and is a predicted model, not a curated record. The transcript is spliced from 2 exons. Gene Ontology annotation, biological process: rRNA catabolic process; nuclear mRNA surveillance; poly(A)-dependent snoRNA 3'-end processing. Lineage: Eukaryota; Fungi; Basidiomycota; Ustilaginomycetes; Ustilaginales; Ustilaginaceae. Gene Ontology annotation, cellular component: nuclear exosome (RNase complex); cytoplasmic exosome (RNase complex); nucleolus.
AUGUCCAAGUACGAUAGGAGGCGGGUCAAUGGCCCUCCGAGCUACGUCCCCAUCUCCGAAUCAUCCACCGCCUCCGCCUCGUCCUCAACCGCGGUAGCAACUACAUCGAAACAACGUCCAGACCAACGGUCCUUCUCUCAUUUGAGGCCCAUUUUCCUGCAAACCAAUCUCGUCCCCUCUGCAUCCGGAAGCUCGUACAUCGAGAUCGGAGAUCUCAAGCUUGCAUGCUCGGUCUUUGGACCUCGACAAGUGAAAGGGAGGCAGUACAGCGGCAAAGCAGAGUUGAAUGUUGAGGUCAAGUUCGCUCCCUUCUCUAGCAGGAGGAGGAGGCGUCCCGGAAAGACAACCGAGAGCGCCCAUCUUUCGAGCCUUCUUCACCAAGCACUUCUCCCCUCCCUGCGCCUAGACCUCUUACCAAAAGCAUCGCUCGACAUCCACAUCAUGGUACUUCAAACCGACGGUCUGGAAGAAUCAUGCAUCGCUGCAGCCUGCAUCGCGGCGACUACGGCUCUGGCUUCCGCCGGGAUCGAAAUGUACGGUCUGGUAGUCGGAUGUGUCGCCUUGGUCCCCAGCUCGUCCGAUUCGGCGGACAAAGAAAAGCGGGUGUUGCUCGAUCCAAGUUCCGCCGAUCUGGGGCUGGUGACGGGAAUGAAGACCGCUACGAGGGUACUGCUCUGUGGUAUGCCCGCCUUGGCUUCGGUGACGUGUCUGAAUGUUUCGGCUGGCUCAAGUGCCAAACUGGAGAGCGGUGCGGGCAUCGAGGCGGAUACAUUGGACGAAGCGUUGAACAGCCUCAACGCCAGCUUGGUGGAUAUCCACAAGGUCGUCGCUCAAGCUCUCGCGGAAGACUUCCAACGUCGGACGGCGUUGACCAGUUCAGCAGCACAAAACUAG